GAUGUAGCAGCGGCAGUCCUGAGCUUAAAGCAGGAACGGGAUACCUGGCGAGCAGUAGCCGAAUCGUACCAGAAAGCCUUCGAAGACCAGACUGCGCGUCUGCAAGAGGUGCAGGCGAUCUGCUGCGCAACCCAAAUGGAGCUGGAAAACGAACGAGCCGCAAACCGCCGCAGCCAGAAGUCGUCCGAAGUAUUACAAGCAUCGCUACGCGGUGGCGGCCACCGCACGGUAGACGGCACCGACGACAAGCUUAACGACACCUCUUUAGGCACUGCGGCCAUCCAUGAGCCCAGCCACGCUGAGCUGACCUGGCGUCCGAACUUUUGCUUCCGUCGCGUUGAGCACUUCACUACACUACGCGACUACGGCACCGCGCUCAAAGAAUUAGACUCUUUGCUUCGUGGUCCGCUCACAAUGGAAGCGCGAGUACAAGGUCUGCUCCUCAAGAGCACCAUCAUGCGCAAGUCAGAGUGGCUCUUCGACGCGCUCGCCGCCUGCAGCGAGGCCCUGGAGCUCUGCAACCGCCUGAAUGAGCUGCACGCCUAUCUACCCCGAGUCCAGUAUCAGCGGGGUAUCUGUUAUUACCAGCUACAAAUGCUCAAGCAGGCACGCGACGCGUUCCACGAGGUCUGCAUGAAUGACGAUUUGCUCUAUGCUGUGGCUUCGGAGAUGCGGGACUGUUGCGAUGACCAGCUGCAGGGUCGGAGAUCAGGUUUCGAAGCCCAUCGUACAGUCACUGAAGGCCUGCUUUCGCAGAUGUACGACAGUCGUAGUGAGUCGAAGCGACGCCGUGUAAGUCAGCAUUUUCGAUACCAUGCUGCAAAAGCGAAGCGGCUGUCCUUACCGCAGCGAUGGAUG
Molecule: messenger RNA, 858 nt
Organism: Paraphaeosphaeria sporulosa
Lineage: Eukaryota; Fungi; Ascomycota; Dothideomycetes; Pleosporales; Didymosphaeriaceae
Exons: 2
Molecular function (GO): protein binding
Source: RefSeq, a predicted model, not a curated record